UCAUCCCUCGUCACCUCAACAUAUCUCCAACUCCAGAGUUGCAGCUCCACCGCCACCACCUAAAAUAAGAAAGUAUGUGUAGGUCCCCUCUCUCCUUCCCCAAUCUACCAGAGAGCCUCUAUCUUAGUUUGAGGUUUCAACAAGCAGGACACGUAAGACCAGAUCCACUAGAUUCCUCCACCCAGAUAACACCAUUCACCCUCAUAAACCAAAUUCAUUCACUUCUGAUAUCCAACCCAACCAAACCAAACCAGCAUGGCAACUAUCUUUUGAUGAGGAGAAUGAAGCAUCUGAACAACCUAGAGACAAAGGCAAGCGAGUUGUUGGAAAGGAACAACACUCGCACCAAUUAUGAAUCACCUAUCUUGGAACUGUCAAGCCAUUAACAACUCUUUGACAUUUCAAAAACUAUGUGAGUAUACAUGUACUAUCCAACCUUCUUUACUGUUUUUAGCAGAAACUCUAGAUAGUAGUGUAACUCUGCAUAAUCUUUGUUCUUAUUUAGUUAUCAUGAUUGCUUUGUUAUCCCAUGUAAAGGAAGAAAGGAGGGCUAUGCCUGAUGUGGCAAGCACAUGAAAAUCCAAGUCAUUGUGGCAAAUCAAAAUAUCAUCCAUAUUUAUGUCUUGUCUGAUUUUACACAUAACCCUUGGAUAUUCACUGAUAUAUAUGGUCCUCCUAAUCAACCGGUAAUGAAGGAAUUUUGGUCUAAUUUUGACAACUUAAUUCCUUCACAUGAUCUUCCGUGGAUGUUAAUGGGAGAUUUCAACGACAUCACUUGCCAAGAGGAAAACAAGUCACUUCGGCCCAAACCCAACACUUCAUCAACAUGAUCAACAUAGAUGGGCUUAUUGAUCACAAGGGCAAAGCAAUGGUUCCGGAAGUCUCUAUUUCUAAUAACACCACCUGGUCUAUUCCUUUCAUCUUCAUUCCUAGUUGCACUGAAGUCCCCUGCAAGACACCAGUGACCAAUCCACCAUCUUCGAAGGUCAUGUAUUUCCUCCGAGAAUGGUGCUCUCGCAUUUCUAGUUGCGUUGAAGUCCCCCUGCAAGAUAGUUGUAUAUAUUGACAUUUUGCAAAAGCCGGCAAAAACGUUUUCGGGGUGUGGUUGGUUCCCACGUCAAUCAAAAAUGUUAAAGAUCUUCGAUCGAACAUGGGGAAAUGGAUUAUAUCACAACUCACUAUCCGGUAAUAUUUAAACUCAUGAUUUUUGUUUGUUAAUUUUUGGUCAAGGGUUAAUCUAUUACAAGUGAUCUCCAAAUCCUUUCCUCCAAUUUAGAAGUUUGUCUCUUUGCAUUGAUUAUGGUCUUUCGGAAGAGUGGAGUCAAGAAGUUCUUUAUCUAAGAUGUAACGAGGAAGGAGUUGCAACUUGUAAUGCUAUAAUAACCAAAUAGUCUUACAUCUUACGUUAAUGCUUGUGCGAGUCCACUUGUAGCUAAAUUUUCACGGCUUCCCAUGUUAUUGACCGGUGGGAAAAUGUCGUCACAUCUCAUCACGGUAUACCUUAGGGGGAUAAAUUAUAGGUUUUCUAAAUUAUUCAUAGUUUUCACUUUACAUAAAGUUAGCUCAACCAGAAUUUACAAACCCAAUCUUUCUUCUAGGAAAGUUUCAAGAAUUUAAGUUAGUUACAAACUUCACAAUAAUACACUUGUCAAGUAUCAAUCAUCAAAAUGUAUCCUCCCAUCAAUUCCAUGCAUAUAUUUAUAUUAUUGCGAGAAAAUAAGGGUUGGAGAAGUAUGAAUAGUCCUAAUUUUUCAGAAGACAGGAAAGAAGGAUAAGUGGCUAUCAAAGUCGUUUUAGUUGUUAUUUUGACUUCUGUUUUUGGUUCUUGUUCAUUUUUGAGAUGGUAGAGAAAAUUAAAGUAAUGGUAUAAUUAGGUCUUAAAACAGGAAAUCAUGUGGAACAGGGGAUUCCGGGCGACGAAAUCAUGAACUUUAUUCCAUUUUUCCAGCAUUAUAGAUAAAAGGAAAGGCCGAGAUGUGCUGAUUUUGUUAAUAACACUAACACACGUCAUUUGGUGUUCUAGUGAGGGCAUUUUUAGUAAUAAUUAGGGUCUUAGAUAUUUUUUAAUAGAAAGGAUUUGAGAACAUUGUUCUGUUGUAAAUUGAAACUUACUUUUUCUAAGCCCUAUGAUUUUGUCUUUGGGUACACCUUGUACAUAUUUUUGCUCUUUUCUUUCUUAUAAAAAGAAGAAACCAAAAGAUCGCCACAAGAACUAUAAAAUUUAACUGUAUCAUUGGCAAGUGUCACGAUUUUCAUAUAAAAUCUGAGGUACACCUAAAAUCACUCUAGAUAAAUUCAACACCAAAAAAUGAAGGAGAUAAAUGAGCUUUUGCACCUAUUAUCGGGUGGGAAAUAAGCGGCCUUGGAGUAGAAACGAAAACAUGGGCUGAUAUCACAAAUAUUUCUGCUGGUUAUCUAGAUCGGUUUGGGAUAAUUAUCUUGGACUACAUCCUUAACUCUUCAAGGAGAUAAUUCUGGCAAUUACGAGAUUUGAACUCCUAUCUCCUAGUAGGGAGAGAGCAUGCCAACCAGCAAACCGCCGGACUGUUGACCAUCUAAUAAUUAGCCUAGCUCAUUGAAGGUCUCAAGUUCAAGUCCGUCCAUAUCACAAAAAAAGAAUUGCAAAUACAUAUCAACGGUUGAUACCUGUGGGCCAGAUCUUGGUCAUAAGUCCAGCACCAACUUUACAAACAAAAGAAGAACCAGGUCGCUCCUACCUAGAUUAUUACGGUUGCAAACCAUCUGAUAAUCUGUCCUUAUUCUCCAAAUUAGGGCUUCUCUCAGCUUCCAUCUUACUAAACAUGAUGAUUCAAUUUCUUCUUCAUUAGUUUUGCACAAUCAUUUUCAGCUUUCCUCUAUACAGGUAUUAUGUUUUGUAAUUGUUAGUUCAUAGGCAACAUUUUCAGGUUUUAAAUUUGAUUUUCUAUAAAUGGAGGAUGGAAAUGGGAUUGAGUUAAGCUUAGGACUACCUUGUGGUGGUGGUGGUGGAUCAGUUGAUAAAGAAAAGAACAGCAAAGAUGGUGGUAAUUCCGUGGAUAAUGAUGUCAAGAAAGAAAUUAUUGAAAUUGACGAAUCAGAUAAUGAAUCCAAAGAUUCCAAACCAAAUGAUGUGACUGAUGAUUCUGUGAAAGAGAAAGAGGUGCCGGAGAACUUUUUUACAAAUCUUGGGGGGAAGCCGGAGUCUUCUGUUGGGGAUACUGAGGUAUCGACGGAGAGAAAUGAUGCGAAAUUUAUCAAGUAUGAAGGACUUUGGGGUGGAAAUGAUAAUAAGUUGAAAGGAGUUGCUGAGGAAGAGAAAGCUGAUUGUGUUGAGAUGGAACAGAAAUCGUGGUUAGAGGCUAGUAAUGGUAAAAGGAAAUUGGCGUUCGAGGAGAUAAAUUGCUUGAAGAAGCAUGAGAGUGAAGUUCAACAUGUUGAGACGCCUGCUAUUGUCGAGAGACCUCCUCAGGGUUCUUCAGAAAUUUUAACAGAUGAAAGAAAGACAGUUGAGUUGGCGCAAGGUGGUAAACAGCCUAUUGUAGUAGAAGAAGGCGGUUCAUCUUCCUCUUCUCAAGCACGACAUGAUGUGAAUGAAAAUGGUGCGAGUGUGAGGGCCAAUGCAGCAUCUCAACCGGGGGUGGAAGGUUUCCCUCCCGAAGGUUCGGCUAUAAGACCAGGUAUUGCUCCAGGUUUGAGAUUUGGUGGAUCUGGAUCCCACCCUAAUUUACCAUGGGUGUCCACUACGGGUCCUGGACCAAAUGGCAAAACUAUCUCUGGGGUUGCCUACAGGUAUGACAAAAAUCAAGUGAAGAUUGUUUGUGCUUGUCAUGGAUCCCAUAUGUCCUCUGGGGAUUUUAUUCAACACGCACGUGGAGAUCAGUCUAACCAUGAAUUCAACACAGAUCGAUUGUCUUAUUCGACUGGCAAUCCUGCAGCCUCGACUAAAAGUUAAUGUGCUCUUCAGUACUGGGCACCCAUACAAGUAAAUUUAUUGACAUAGUUUGCCACAGGAAUAUCGUCGAAACGAAGAAAAUGUGCAACGUGUAGUUUCAUGGUUGGAUUUGUAAUCUCUGUCAGUUGUUGUAUUCGUAAUUCUUAUUAUAUAUGUUCAUUGAUUUAUGUUCUCUGAUCAAUUCUUUGAGCAGCAAAUGGUUUAAUUCUGUUUGAAUAAGAAAUUUAUAGUUUGCAUAA
Molecule: messenger RNA, 4170 nt
Organism: Papaver somniferum (opium poppy)
Lineage: Eukaryota; Viridiplantae; Streptophyta; Magnoliopsida; Ranunculales; Papaveraceae
Product: ninja-family protein mc410-like
Exons: 3
Coding region: 2930-3931 (333 amino acids)
Biological process (GO): negative regulation of DNA-templated transcription; signal transduction
Cellular component (GO): nucleus
Source: RefSeq, a predicted model, not a curated record